This is a messenger RNA of Cucurbitaria berberidis CBS 394.84, 1433 nucleotides long. RefSeq lists its product as uncharacterized. Lineage: Eukaryota; Fungi; Ascomycota; Dothideomycetes; Pleosporales; Cucurbitariaceae. The record is from RefSeq and is a predicted model, not a curated record. The transcript has a single exon. The coding region runs from base 40 to 1302 and encodes 420 amino acids.
CCAUAUCCGCCCCCUCAAUUGUAGUACACACACUUCAAGAUGGUAUUACAAGACGUUGAAAACAGUACUCCUGACAGUUUUAAUGACAACCCAUACCCCUCCGAGAACGAUCAAUAUGGCUCUCCUUCCUCAUCCUCCCCCGGUGUCCGCUUCGAUCCGAGCGCUUUACCACAACCACUCCCAAUUGUAGGCUACUUCAUGGGCUUCUCCGAUAGUGCGGUACGCUUCAAGACCGAAACAACGCUCAAGUUUGCCGAACACAAGCUCGGGCGUACUCUAUACCCAGACGAAUCGCAAGCCCUCGCCUACCACAUCUACCAGCUCGAGCAAACGAAGAGCUAUUUUGCGGCAACGGGGGCUGCGGCUGGAACGUGGAGAUGGUAUACUACGUGGGAUAGAAUGCGGUAUCCGUUUUACCAGCCCAAAAUCGAGGACAUCAACCCGAAUAAAUUCGCCUUCGUUCGAGGCCCGAUGGCGCAGUUCGCAAGGCACACUUGGCGAUUCUCGCUAUACGUCUUGGUCGCGGGACAAAUGGGUAAUAUAAUUGGUCAACUUAUUGCACAACCGCUUGCUGCGGUGAAUACAUCCAAGGACCCGAAGCUGGAGCAGUUUGGCAACGAGCUUAAGGCUGCGGCGCAUGCGGAUGACCAAAGGAACGCACAACAAGGACAGGAAAUUCAAAACAGGAGGAGAGACUUCCAGGAGCAAGUGAGGAACCGCGAGGGCGGAGGUCCGUCGCCGCAGGCUAGGUGGGGCAAGCAGGCACCGAAGCAGAGCGAGGACUCAGGUGAUGAUAUGAGUCCGACUGCUGGGAACGAGCUCUGGGGAGCUAAGAGUGCUUCUACAGAGUCGUGGGAGAGUUUUUCAAAUAGUACUUCACAGCCGACACCAGAGCGACAACCCGGUCCAUCACCACCACAAAGACAGUCUACUCAAUCACAGUCUCAGUCUUUGCCCUUCGAUGACGACGCCUCUCCCACUGGCGGCCUCUUUCAAGACGAGGUGAACAAUACACAGUCUCAAGCCCAACCACAAAACAGGCCUGGUGAGUCAACUUGGGACCGUCUUCGCCGCGGCGGUGCUCCAGCCCCACUUCAGCGACCGCAGCAACUAUCACGGCGAGCGGAACCUGAGCGUAAGGAGCAAAAUGAUGGAUCUACAUUAGGCGAUUCGUACACCUUCGUCGAGGGCGACGAAGAAAAGAAAAGGGAGAGGGAGCGCGCACAGCAAGAGUUUGAUGCAAGACUUGAGCGGGAAAGACAGGGCAGGGAUUUUAGUGGUGAUGAAGGGAAGCAAUGGUGAUUUCAACUGGGCGACUCAUGGCGUGCUGAAUCUUUUGUACAUACAGCUAUCUUGUGAGUAGCUUCAACUCUACCUCUAUUCUUUUUUGUGACCCAUGGGUAAGAGACAAAUGGAGCGAAUUGUUGCCUCGC